Botrytis fragariae is the source of this 498-nucleotide messenger RNA. Its product is annotated as putative cytochrome p450 alkane hydroxylase protein. Lineage: Eukaryota; Fungi; Ascomycota; Leotiomycetes; Helotiales; Sclerotiniaceae. The record is from RefSeq and is a predicted model, not a curated record. Bases 1 to 498 code for a protein of 165 amino acids. The transcript is spliced from 2 exons. Gene Ontology annotation, molecular function: heme binding; oxidoreductase activity, acting on paired donors, with incorporation or reduction of molecular oxygen; iron ion binding.
AUGAAGAAUGUACAAAGUCAUACACUUCUCGAAUCUCUCAUGAAUAAUCACAAGGAACUCGGAAGCACGUACACAGAGAAAUCUAUCGGCACAACAAUCAUCUUUACCAUCGACCCUCAAAAUCUUCAAACAUAUCAUAGAACAAACUUCAGAGAUUAUGGGGUUCACCGCCUUAGAAAGAAGGCUUUUUGUCCGCUUCUAGGGGAUGGCGUAUUUAGCACUGACGGAUCGUUCUGGGAACACUCCCGAGCGUUGAUACGACCUACCUUUACAAGGGUCAACGUGGCCAAUUUCCCUGCAUUUGAGAUACACCUUCAAAAGUUCCUAAAGCUUAUUCCGAGAGAUGGGAGAACCGUGAACCUGAGUCCCUUGCUUGAUGACUUGUUUCUGGAUACAUCUACCGAGUUCAUCUUCGGUGAAUCAGUCAAAGCUUUAGAUAAAUCUUCUGAUGAAGCUUCUGAAUCCCAUAAAUUUCUGAACUCCUUCAAUCAUGCUUAA